Molecule: messenger RNA, 4572 nt
Organism: Nasonia vitripennis (jewel wasp)
Lineage: Eukaryota; Metazoa; Arthropoda; Insecta; Hymenoptera; Pteromalidae
Gene: Pfas
Product: phosphoribosylformylglycinamidine synthase
Exons: 16
Coding region: 316-4290 (1324 amino acids)
Biological process (GO): 'de novo' IMP biosynthetic process
Molecular function (GO): phosphoribosylformylglycinamidine synthase activity
Source: RefSeq, a predicted model, not a curated record
AUCAGUCCCACAGCGACCGCGAAGGAGUGAACAGCGUAUUAUAUGUUUACAUAACGUCUACUGUUCUAGCUGAGCGAGCAAGCGCCAAGCCGGUUUUCUUCCAGCGCCUAGUGGUUAGGCACACACAUAUACGCUGAAGCGGUAUUCUAUUUCACUGAUUUAUCUAUACAUAAUCACAUACUUUUAUAAACACACGUGGAGACGUGGACGGCGCGCAUUAGAACCUAACCCCGUUUUGGAUCGUAUCAGAAGAAGGAGCAUCGCGCGAGACUGCCACCUACGAGCGAACAUUGAUCGAGCGAUUUUUAUUUCAAAAUGGUCAUUUUAAAGUUUUACAAGAAUCCGGGCUUGAAGUCCAGUCAGUUGAAAAGUAAAUUGGAAAAUCUCGUUAAAAUAUCGACUUCCAUAAAUGACAUUGAAGCUGAGCUGUGUUACUACAUUGAAUCGAAAAAUGCCCUGGACAAGAAGCAAAUCGAAAUUUUGAAAUGGAUUUUGUCUUCGCCUUUUGAGCCCAGUCAACUUGUCGAUUGCAGUCUAUUUAAAAGCGAGAAACUUGUCGUCGAAAUUGGACCGAGGUUGAAUUUCUCUACGGCAUUUUCGAGCAACGCAGUGUCGAUUUGUAAAUCUGUACAGUUAGAUAAUGUGACUAGAGUCGAAGUUUCCACGAGAUAUCUAAUUCACUCAACAAAACCUUUGGAUAAGAAGACUGAAAAUGAGGUUGUAAAUGCUCUACAUGAUAGAAUGACCGAAUGUAGAUACACAAAACCGAUUGAAACAUUCGACCAUGGAUUCAGGCCAGAAGAGUGGUUCGAAGUUGAUGUACUCAAACACGGCAGAAAAGCUCUAGAAGACGUGAAUUCAAAAUUAGGCUUGGCCUUCGACGAAUGGGAUUUGGACUUCUACACGAACAUGUUUAAAAAUCAACUCAAGCGAAAUCCAACCAGUGUAGAAUGUUUUGACUUGGCUCAAUCGAACAGCGAGCACAGCCGGCACUGGUUCUUCAAGGGUCGCAUGGUCAUCGAUGGAGAAGAAAAGGACAAAUCUCUGAUCGACAUGAUCAUUGAUACACAGAAGAGCUCAAACCCGAACAAUGUGAUUAAAUUCAGCGACAACAGCAGUGCGAUCAAGGGCUUUGAAGCCAAAACUCUGAGACCUACUCGUACAGACGCGGCGAGCUCUUUCCAGGUAGAAAACAGCAAGCAGCAUCUUAUCUUCACUGCUGAGACCCACAACUUCCCGACUGGAGUCGCCCCAUUCAGUGGAGCAACCACUGGUACAGGAGGUCGUCUGAGAGAUGUCCAAGGUGUCGGCAGAGGUGGCUACUACAUCGCUGGUACAGCUGGUUACUCUGUAGGAAACUUGCACAUUCCAGGCUACAAAUUACCCUGGGAAGAAGAGCAGGGCGAGAAGAACUCGGUCUAUCCGAGCAACAUGGCUCAGCCCCUCGAGAUCAUUGUGGAAGCGAGCAACGGUGCCUCCGACUACGGCAAUAAAUUCGGUGAACCCGUGGUGUCCGGUUUCGCCAGAUCGUUUGGUAUGGUAGACGCUGUUGGCCAACGUAGAGAAUGGAUCAAGCCUAUCAUGUUCAGCGGUGGCAUCGGCUCGAUGGAGGCCAACAUGACGGAAAAAUUGCCCGCCGAACCAGGAAUGCAGGUCGUUAAAAUCGGUGGUCCCGUUUACAGGAUCGGUGUUGGUGGCGGUGCUGCUAGCUCGGUCGAGGUACAAGGCGACAACGAAUCCGAGCUGGACUUCGGAGCCGUGCAGAGAGGAGAUGCUGAGAUGGAGCAGAAGCUUAACCGAGUGGUCAGAGCUUGCAUGGAGAUGGGCGACAAAAAUCCGAUCCUUAGCAUUCACGAUCAGGGAGCUGGUGGAAACGGAAACGUAUUGAAAGAGCUGGUGGAACCGGCCGGAGCCGUUAUUUUCUCCAAGAAGUUCGACCUUGGCGAUCCCAGCAUCAGUACCUUGGAACUGUGGGGCGCGGAGUACCAGGAGAACGAUGCCAUCCUGUGCAAACAAGAGGACACUCCGCUGCUCGAAAAGAUUGCUGCUCGCGAGAGGUGCCCGAUCAACUUUGUCGGCACCGUCACCGGUAGCGGAAAGAUCGUUCUCUCGGAAGAGGACGACUGCGACGCGUCUAAAUACACGAACAAAAGCUACGCGUCCAAGCGACGACACCCCGUUGAUCUGGAGUUGGAACUGGUUCUUGGCAAAAUGCCGCGGAAGACGUUCAAUUUGGAAAGAACAAAAGUCAGUCUUCGUUCCAUCAAGCUCGACAGCAUCCCGUCAAUCGAGGCAGCGCUAGAUCGCGUCUUGAGAUUGCCUUCGGUCGCUAGCAAGCGAUACUUGACCAGCAAAGUCGAUCGCUGCGUCACGGGUCUGAUCGGCCAACAGCAAUGCGUGGGUCCAUUGCACACACCGCUGGCUGACGUUGCUGUUGUCGGGCUCUCUCACUUCUCGACUGUCGGUAUCGCGAGCUCGAUCGGAGAACAGCCGAUCAAGGGUCUCGUCAGCGCGGCUGCCGGUGCAAGGAUGACGGUGGCCGAGGCCUUGUCGAAUCUCGUUUUCGCUCGCAUCUCCGAGCUCGAGGAUGUCAAGUGCAGCGGCAACUGGAUGUGGGCUGCGAAAUUGCCAGGCGAAGGUGCCGCUCUGUACGACGCGUGUACCGCCAUGUGCGACGUCAUGAAGGAGUUCGGUAUCGCCAUCGACGGAGGCAAGGAUUCCCUGAGUAUGGCCGCUCGCGUUGGCAAGGGCGAGGUAGUCAAGGCUCCGGGAACUCUGGUUGUCUCUUGCUACGCUCCCUGUCCCGAUAUUCGUCAAGUUGUCACUCCGGAUCUCAAAGCUCCAUCUCUGAAACAAACUGGAGCCCUGGUCUUUGUCGACUUGUCCGCUGGUAAAAGCCGUCUCGGAGGUACAGCCUUUGCCCAGGUUUACAAUCAGUUGGGUGACGUUUCUCCUGACGUAGAAAGCGCCUCCGCUAUCAAGCAUGCUUUCAAGGCUACCCAGAGCUUGAUCAAAGACGACAAGAUACUGUCCGGUCACGAUGUAAGUGAUGGCGGACUUAUCACCUGCGUCUUGGAAAUGGGCUUCGGAGGAAUCUCUGGAUUCGACGUAAACAUUUCCCACAAGUCGGGCUCUCCUGUGGAGAUUCUGUUUGCCGAGGAAGUCGGUUGGGUCUUGGAAGUCCGCGAGAGCGACGUUCCUGCUGUUCUCAAUUCUUUCAACAAGAAUCAAGCAGCGCCUCUUGCUCACGUUAUUGGCAAAUCUGUUGGAUUCGGAGUGAACUCAAAGAUCAGCGUAUCAGUCAACAAUAAGAAAGUACUCGAGUCCACUGUCUUGACUUUAUUCAACACUUGGGAAGAGACCAGCUACCACUUGGAGCUUCGCCAGACCAAUGCCGAUUGCGCAGCACAGGAAUACAAAAACUUCAAAGACAGAACGAGUCCUGCAUUCAAGCUCACUUUCAAUCCCGAUGUACCACUUCCAGUAAAACCAAACUUAAACAUCCCAGUUGCCGUUCUUCGGGAGGAAGGAUCAAACGGAGACAGAGAAAUGGCUGCAUCUUUGGUUCAAGCUGGCUUCCAAGUUUGGGACGUGACUAUGCAAGAUCUCCUCAACAACCAAGUUUCCCUCGAUAAAUUCAGAGGAAUCAUAUUCCCCGGUGGUUUCAGUUAUGCUGACGUGCUCGGCUCAGCUAAGGGUUGGGCAGCCAGUCUCUUGUUCCAUCCGACUCUGCAAAAGCAGCUGCAAGACUUUAUCGCCCGUCCAGACACCUUCAGUUUGGGAGUUUGCAACGGUUGUCAGCUCAUGAGUCUUCUGGGAUGGAUCGGCAACUCCGACGACGGAAGGCCGGACAUUCUCCUGGACCACAACGAUUCCGAGCGUUUCGAGUGCCGCUGGAGCACCGUCAAGAUCGAAAAAUCUCCUGCCAUCAUGCUCCAGGGAAUGGAAGGAAGCGUAUUCGGUGUUUGGGUCGCUCAUGGCGAAGGUAAAUUUACUUUCCGCAACAAGGACGUUCUCGCCAAGUUGAAGCAGCAGAACUGCUUGGCCAUCAAGUACACGGAUGAUAACGGUGUUCCAACCGAGAAGUACCCGAUGAACCCUAACGGCAGUAUUGAGGGAAUUGCUGGAGUCUGCUCAGCCGAUGGUCGCCACUUAGCGAUGAUGCCUCACCCCGAGAGAUGUACCCAGGCCUGGCAAUUACCGUGGGUACCAGCUGACUGGCAGCACAAGGCUACACCCUGGCAGAGGAUCUUCCAGAACGCCUACGCCUGGUGUACAUCGUCCGUUUAAAUACUUACAUCGCACUCGCGUACUUUCUCGCAUAAUCACUAAUUCAUCAAUAAGCAUUUUGUUAUUUCUACCUAAGAAAACGAGAACGUAAAUGAAUCUAACGUAUGUUACGUAAAAAAUCAUUUUUAUUUGUUAUUUUUACACGUGUGCCUUAAAAAUGUACAAUAAUUACAUUCCAUGUCCGAGUCGACAUUGGCAAGUAACGUUUAUUUUUUAAAUCGUAAAAUUUAAAAAAUAUUGUAUAUACAUAUAUUUUCUCAAUAAAAAUAAAAUUAUAAAGAA